Oncorhynchus keta (chum salmon) is the source of this 2242-nucleotide messenger RNA. Its product is annotated as solute carrier family 35 member G1-like. Lineage: Eukaryota; Metazoa; Chordata; Actinopteri; Salmoniformes; Salmonidae. Gene Ontology annotation, cellular component: plasma membrane; endoplasmic reticulum membrane. The record is from RefSeq and is a predicted model, not a curated record. The transcript has 3 exons. Bases 119 to 1339 code for a protein of 406 amino acids. Gene Ontology annotation, biological process: regulation of cytosolic calcium ion concentration; calcium ion export across plasma membrane.
CAUUGCAUGUUAAUACAGUGGCCACCAAGGUUACAUAUUAAACCGGUGUGACACUCACUCUCAGGCAGAGAAGGGUGUAAAGCUACCUCUAAGGCAUGUUCACCUGUUGCAUCUUACAAUGGGGGAUUUGACGGACAGUAAUAGCAUAGAUGACCGAGUUCUAUCGGUCGUUCCUCGUAGAGAAGAGGACAUCAAAGUUGUAUUUCACAAAGUUGGCGAUGACGACGACGAUGAACACACAACUGAGAGAAUCAAUUUACAAAGUAACAGUCAUGAUGAGAGGAGCAAUGAUAAGGACGCAAGGACUAGAACAAUGGAAAGCAGCGCGAUGCAAAGAUUCUGUCCUCUCAUAUAUUGUAGAAUUGGCGGCGGCGGGGAUCCCAUCUCAACGGACGCAGGAGACACAGUUGCUAAAGAGAAAAAGCAUUGUCCAGGCCUGGGCCUGUUCUAUGGCCUGCUGGCAACAGUGUUCUUCUCCGUUAUAGCUCUUCUGGUGAAGACAAUCGAUGGAGUCCAUGCUGUAGAAAUCAGUGCCAUUCGCUGCUUCUUCCAGAUGCUGUUUGUUAUGCCUAUGCUUAUCUAUCACAAGACUGGCUUCCUUGGACCAAGAGACAAGCGGAUCUAUUUGGUGAUGAGAGGAUUCUUGGGUUCUAACGCCAUGAUCCUAUUGUUCUAUGCAGUUCAGCAGAUGCCCCUGGCUGAUGCAACAGUCAUCAUGUUCAGCAACCCAGUGUUCACUGCCUUGCUAGCCUGGAUCUUCCUCAAAGAGAAAUGCACAAUCUGGGACUGUGUCUUCACUGUGUUCACACUGGCUGGUGUCAUAAUGAUAGCCAGGCCUCCCUUCAUAUUUGGUGCUCGUAUAGAGGAAAUAGAGGGAGACUACACCAAUCAUCUCAAGGGGACUAUUGCAGCCUUUGGUGGAGCGAUGGGAGCAGCUUGCACUUUCGUAAUACUCAGGAAAAUGGGCAAAAGUGUCCACUACUAUCUGUCCGUGUGGUACUAUGCUGUCAUUGGUUUCAUUGAGUGUUUCAUCACUUUGUUUAUACUUGGUGAAUGGACCAUUCCAUUCUGUGGGAGAGACAGGUGGAUCCUUAUGCUGAUAGCGAUCCUGGGCAUCGCUGGCCAAACGUUCCUCACCAAAGCACUACAGAUCGAGAAGGCCGGCCCUGUGGCCUUGAUGAGGACCGUCGACGUGGUCCUAGCUUUUAUUUUCCAGUUCAUUUUUUUCAAUCGAAAGCCCACCAUGUGGAGUCUCGGUGGGGCAUGUUGUGUGGUCAUCAGUACUUGUGGUGUGGCGCUAAGGAAGUGGUACAGCAACACACACCCAAGAAAGAGCUAAGAACCACACAAAUAAAUUACUUUUUUGCAAGGAAUAAAUUAAAGUUUAUCAGUUAAUAUGUUAGAGUUCAGCAGAUGAGUGAAAACCAACACAAAAAAAACACAGAAAACCAAAGAAGCAAAUGUUACUGUAAGGGUUUAACACAAAACUGGACACAUUUCAGUAUUUACAUCUACAUACUGUACUUAGAAAAUAGGGUUUCUCAAACUUUUUUCUCAACUUUGGUAAGGGUGAUAUGUCAAACCAUAAUGACUCAAAGAACACUUAAAUGGUUCUUUGCAUUUCAGAAAAGGGUUCUUUCAUCUUUUAGUGAUAAUUCAAAUGGAGCGGUGCCAGCUCAUUCACAUGUUUUGGGGCGUGGUUUGCACACAGGUCUUGUGCAGCCGUGAGUGAGUGUCAUUCCAGUUUAUCUAAUAUGUUGUGUUGUGUCAUUAAAAAUGACUCGGAACAGUAAUGGUCUCUUGUUAAGAAGACUCACAUAAAGCCUUGUGUCAAUUGAGAACUGUUGACUAAAUCUCAAUUCUCUCCUCAGAGAACCCCAGCCGUUCCAGAGCUAGCACUUCUGAUUCAACUUGUGAAUUAACAUAGUAAUAACACCAUAAUUUUAACAAUAGAAUAUGGCUAACCCCAUAAGAAGGGUGUUCUAUAUAGCACCAAAAAAGGUUGUAACCUUUUUUUUAUUGGAUCUUUGUAUAACCUUAAAAAAUGGUUCUAUUUAGCACCAAAAAUGGUUCCACUGUGGUUACAAGCCAAAUAGUGGCACUAUAUAGAAUUUUUUUUUUGUCUGUACUGAGUUUAUCAGUACCACGUCAGUACAGUAUAUGCGGUCAUUAAAUAAAAUAAGAAUUUGUUCUUAACUGACUUGCCUAGUUAAAUAAAGGUAAUAUAUAUAUAUAUAUAUAU